Ilyonectria robusta is the source of this 1116-nucleotide messenger RNA. Its product is annotated as RmlC-like cupin. Bases 1 to 1116 code for a protein of 371 amino acids. The record is from RefSeq and is a predicted model, not a curated record. NCBI's taxonomy places the organism in Eukaryota, Fungi, Ascomycota, Sordariomycetes, Hypocreales, Nectriaceae. The transcript has 3 exons.
AUGGUAUCAUUGUUUCUUGCCAAACUUAUCCUUUCAACAUGUGCGGCUGAUUCAUUGUCAAGUAGCUCGCUUAUCGUCGACGAAGCACCGAACGAGCCUCGACCUUAUGUUCUCCUUAGGAACACCGGUUUGACUGUAGCCUUGGGUCAGGGUAUUCUACGAUACCAAGUGACCGGCAAUAUCUCAGAGCAGAGCUUUGCAAUGAUCACCCAGUCGGCUCCCCAGUCAAGCAUCCUGGCCGUUCUUCCUCACAUCCAUCGUCAAACCUACGAGAACUUUUUCGUUCAGAAAGGCCGAGUCCAGAUGUGGGCUUGGCAGAACGAGACAGGCGGCCAGGAAUUCUCGAGGGUCAUGACCGACGGUGACUAUGCCGUCAUCCCCCAUGAUACCCUUCAUACCUUUCAGUUCCUCGAACCCGAGACAGAACUCACUUUCAUUGUCCAACCUGGCGGUUUCGAGAGACUCUUCUUUGCUCUUUCCGACAGUGUCUUCUCCACCUCGACCCGUGCUUCGUUUGUUCCUGAGGAAAAUCUCAAUCCUCCUGGGGCAGGCAACGACCCGGAUAUUCUGAGCGAGCUCGAAGUCUACGACGUCUAUUUUCGGCCCGAAUACAGCCCAACUCAUAACGGAAACAAUGCUCUGGCCAAGGACUCGAGCAGCGCAGCUUUUGUCGCCAAAGACUGGUCGGAAAAGUACCUCAACACAGAGGAAGGCUGUUAUCAGAUCAUCCAGCCACUAGCUACACCGGUCCAAACAGACGGCAAUAUGACUAUGGGCACGCUCAUUCUGUCCCCAAGAUUUCCCAACGAAACGGUUCCGGUCUACAAUCUUAAUGCGCCGACAUCCCUCCUUGUCCGAGAAGGGCAGCUCACCUUAGACAUACAUCAGUAUGAGUCUUUGACGAUUCAUUCAGGAGAUUCUGCCUUCAUUCCGCCCAACGUUAGCUUCAGCUAUUACUCGAAGUCCGCCAUGACGAGGGUUAUGUAUGUAAGCGGGGGCGCCGCUGCCCUCGAUUCCGUCUUGCUACGUGACGCCAUUCCAUGGAACUAUACAACGUACCCCACCUAUGCUGGUUAUGGGAGGAUCGGACAUGGAAAUGAGACACUCGCUCGCUAG